Molecule: messenger RNA, 2792 nt
Organism: Bombina bombina (fire-bellied toad)
Lineage: Eukaryota; Metazoa; Chordata; Amphibia; Anura; Bombinatoridae
Gene: FOSL1
Product: FOS like 1, AP-1 transcription factor subunit
Exons: 4
Coding region: 197-1084 (295 amino acids)
Biological process (GO): regulation of transcription by RNA polymerase II
Cellular component (GO): nucleus
Molecular function (GO): RNA polymerase II cis-regulatory region sequence-specific DNA binding; DNA-binding transcription factor activity, RNA polymerase II-specific
Source: RefSeq, a predicted model, not a curated record
UAUUAUUUAUUUAAAUUGUUUUGAACUUUUGGUGCUGUAAAAUGGAUAUUUAUAGCAAUUUGUAAAACAUAUUAAGGAAUAGCUCCCCUCGUACCACAAAAUGGUACAAUCCAGAAGUCCCAUUCAUAAAAUGAAACAGGCAGCUCUGUGCGUGAGUCAGAGUGACUGAGACCUUGCUGAGAGUAGGAUACAUACCAUGUACAGAGACUUCACUGGAACUUACCCUCAUCAAGACAUAGGGUGCAGCAGCAGUCACAGCCUACAGAACCCACCACCUGCUUCACUAUUAGGUGUAGUUGGAAUGGGGCAUAGUGCCACAACUUCCCCAUCUUCUGAUACACAGCAGAAAUACCCCAGUCACAGCACAUCAAGUUCAUUUGUACCAACAUUAAACGCUAUCACAUCAAGUCAAGACUUUAACUGGAUGGUGCAGCCUAACGUGAGAUCGCUGACAUUACCGCCUUACCACAACUCUCGCCAUGGAGUCAUCAGAAGUAUGGGAAAUGUUCUUGGAAUGGGAAGAAGAAGACACGCUGAGCAGGUUCCACCAGAAGAGGAGGAGAGAAGGAGAGUGCGGAGAGAAAGGAACAAAAUUGCUGCAGCAAAGUGCAGGAACAGACGUAAGGAGCUGACUGAUUAUUUACAGGCAGAGACGGACAAACUUGAAGAAGAGAAAUCUGCUCUUCAGAAGGAGAUUGCUGAGCUGCAGAAGCAAAAGGAUAAGUUGGAACUCAUCUUCGAUGCCCAUCGUCCCAUCUGCAAAGUAACUCAACCCCACCAACAAGAUCAGAAGAUGUCCUCUCCCAAACUAGUCAAGAAGGAACUUUGCGAAGAACCCAAUAAGGUUUCCAAAGCCAACCUUCCUAAAAUCAAGUUAAGUCAAACCCUUGUGGAACCUGAGACUCUACACACUCCAACCUUGAUGAAGACUCCAUCGAUUACCCCUUUUACUUCAAGUUUAGUAUUUACAUAUCCUGGUCCUCAGGAGACCUGCUCAACUGCACACCGUAGAUACAGCAGUAGCAGCAGUAGUGGGGAACAGAGCCCUCAAUCCCUUGGCUCUCCAAGCUUAUUGACUCUUUAAAACUAAUGCAGAUCAUUAUGAUGUGUAUUCUACUGGCUGUCAAUCAAACUUUAAGAGAUCCAUGCUAAUCCCCCAAUCUCUUAUAAGGAUCUCUAUUCACUUACAUUGUAAGGCAUGCUAUCACUUAAACCUAUAAAGGCUGCUAUCACUUUCCCCUAUAUAAAAUAUGCUUUCCCUAUAAGGGAUUUUAUCCAGAUGCGUAACCUCUAGUUAGGUUACAAGGAAAGUUAAUGGCAGAGCCAGAUGAAACGGUGACUUCCGUUAAACGGUCACAAACAAAGUCAACGGCUGAGCCGAAUCAGACGGAUGACAUUUUAUUUUACAUAGGCUUGCCAAAAAAUUCAUAAGCAGAGCUUGGUUUCUCUGUAUUUAUUUAAAUAAUAUUUUUAUAUGGUUGUUUAAAAGAGGUAUAAGUAUAAAUUUUGAUAAUGAGAUUUUAAUAAAAUACCCCAGGAUUAAGACAAAUAAAAUAUUUUUGUGGUCAAAAUGCUCUUGCAUGCAUGUAUAUAUGUCUGGGGAUUGAUAGAUAGAUAGAUAGAUAGAUAGAUAGAUAGAUAGAUAGAUAUGUUAUGGAUGGAUAAUAGACAGUAAAUAUAUAUGAUAUAGAUAGAUAGAUUUUUUUAAACCUAAGUAGUUGUCUCUGGCUGCUGGCCAAUCAGGGACAGCUAUGAUAACAAUUUUGUACUCUAUGUUCUACUGAAUAACAGAAAUAUUUUUACAAGCAGCAGUGGUUUUACAGGGUUGCACAGAGUUUCAAAAGCACCCCUAAUAUUUUAUGUCACACUCCCAUUAAUCUAGGGUGACCAUAUUGCCGCUUCAAAAAGGGACACAUAUGAAAAAUACAUAUGUCAGGGCGGUUUAAAAAAAAAUGUUUUGAAUAAUGUUCCAUUAAAAGAACCCUGACAUAUGUAUUUUUCAUGUGUCCCUUUUUAAAGCGGCAAUAUGGUCACCCUAUAUUAAUCUCAUAGCACUGAGAAAGAGCAUGAAAACUGCCCCUCUCCUUUUAUGUCCAUUCCUCCUUGACCACACCCAUGCGCUGCCUUACCAUAUAGUCCUAACCAUAUAGUUAAGCUACCAAACAAACUAACCUCACCCAUGGCACACUCGGCUCUUUCCCAGAACACCUGUAACCCUGACUCCACCCUUCUGACUUCACCCAUGAUAACCCACAACUCUGAUUCAUUCCCUAACAUCCUGGUCCAUGCAUGAAGCUUUGCUGAGUAAGUGUUUGCCCUCCCCAUAAAUGUACUUUCUAGAACCGCCAUUGGAAGAAAAAAACAUUUAUGGGAAUGGAGGUGUGGCAGGAAUCGAAGAAAAUAAAUAUAUAUAAACUCCAGUUCAUAUCUUGAAAAAUGUUGGAAUUAGUUGCUCUUUGGGAACGUUUCAGUGAUAGGUUUGAUAUCAGAGAUUUUUUGUUGAAACUUUCCCUAAAAAGUAUUAGAUAAAUGGGAGUAAUUUGUUUUUUUUUCCUAGCAAUUGGGCUAAGGAUCUGACAUUAUUCCCAUGGUUAAGUCCAUAAGAAGGGGGGGUGUCUCCUACAAGAGGAGAUGCCCAAGGUGUGUCCUUUAGAUAGAAGGAGACGAUCCAUAGUUGGCACUGAUAAUAGUCUGUAUUGUCUCAAUAAUAUUACAUUGGAUUGUGUUGUAUGUGACUUUUAUACUGGAUCUGUAUGUGACUAGCAAAUAAAACAAUGUUGGUUAACAGCAAA